UCUUGUGGAGCUGCCUUUUCAGGCGGUUACACCCUGCUAUCCCAGGAAGCUGCCUCGGCGUUCAAAGGCUCUGCCAGUCCUUUGGCACUCGCCUUGUGCUGCGGGUUACAGGGACGGCUCCCACAGCCCAGUGUCAGUGUUGGGGAACGUGUUCUCUGCUCCCAGACUGUCCUGGGCAUUGGGGUAAUUGCAGGGCUGGGUUAAAUUGCCUCCAAGCCCCUCUGGGAUGCUGUGUGUCCUACUUGCACUGAGCUAGUGGCAGCACCAGCUCCCACAGCAACAGAUUUCUUUUGGCUGUGUUGUGCUCAGCUCUUGGGGUUCCUUCGCCCCACACCACAUGUAAAUACAUCCCAUAAGAUCACUGAUCUGCUGGUGUUGGGUGGGUUGGUUUAUGGCUUAAUGAUGCCUUUGCAUGGCAGGGGCUGGAGGUGUCACUGGCUUGAAUACUGGGACCCUUCACUCCAGGCUGGGGGUACCAGUACAGACCAGUGUGCUUUGUGCUGGGGGCUCGCAACAAGGGCUGGAGCCCUCGGGAUUUCGCAGCCUGUGUGCUUGGUGCAUGAGUUCAGCUGUGAAGCCCAGCGAGAUGAUUUGAAUAAUUUAAUACCGGGCUGUGACCAAGCCUGGAGAAAAGGGUAAAGGAAACAAAGAGGCCCCCAGCCCUGAGCAACAAUAGCUCUUGAAACGACAAGCUGAGGCAUGUCCGCGCUGCCGGAGGCAGAGAGCAGCCUGGGCAAAUAGGCCAGUUGCAUUCCUCACGUCUGCUGCUUUGUUUCCCUGCAGAAGCUCCCGGUGCAAACUGCAGGUUUCAGGGCUUCUCCCUUUAUCCAUGUUUUGUUCUGGUGGUGGAUCAGCCGCGUCCCCUUGGCUCUUCCCGCUGAGGAAGGCAGGGAUGGAAGGGAGCGGGUAGGGAGGUGGUGCGGGGGUGAGGCUGCUUGGGCUUGUGCAUCCCAGCCAGCGUGGUCCCCUCUGGUCAUUGUCACCCAGGGAAAGCCUGACCCCGUUGCUGUGCUCGUUAAGAUCCUGCGGACCUGGAGCCACCGCUGCCAGCAGGAAACAGCCCAAACCGCCGGCUGAUCCCGCAGCUGAUUCGAUUUGAUUCUUGCACCUCUGUUGUGGUCGUAUCCCCAUUCCCACCAGGCUUGGCAGAAGGUUUGGUUAUUGUCCGUCUGUCCAGCCACCUUGCUGCCCUCACCUCUCACCUUUCCUGGGCACGAGUGCCCAGAAGCAGGGACAGGAGUCUCCCCACUCCUUUCCCUGGGGCUCCUUCCCCACCUUAACACUAGUGGAACAUUGGUUUUCGAUCCCUCCCGUUUAAGUUAAAUCCGAGGCGGAGGGCUGGAGCAGGGGUGCAGGGCAGGGAGAGGCCGGGGGAAGGAGGCAGGAGGCCUCCCCGAGCCCAGAUGGGUUCAAGGAUGGACCCAUUACAGGGGACAGCGAACAUAUCGAACAUAUCGCCUGCACAAAGGGAAUUGCCCUGCCCGGAGGUUGAGUGUCGCCUUUGUGCGAGACAAACGCCCGGCUGUGAUGUUGAGUGCGGGGAGGGCUUGGUGAGGGAGAGGGGAAAAGGGGGAGAUCUUUGUUUGCAGGGUCUGACACCUCCCAGCCGUCCUGCCGGCACAGCCAGCGCCUUCUGAUGGUUUUGUCAGCUCCUGGCUAAUUAGCGGAGAUGCUCUUUAGUGAGGUUAGGAAAGAAAAAUUUUUAAAACAUCAAAGAGAAGCAGUAAAUAGUGAUAGAACUCAGCUCUGUUUCAUGCCCGUCAUCGGAGACAAAGCCUUUCUAAGCUUGCAGGAGCGGUGUGUCCUGUGCCUUCUGUUGGGGGGGCCCGGGAGUCCCAUCGCCCCGUGGGCCCGUCCUUUUCUCCUGAACCUGGUCCCACAGCCGUGUCCAGGGAUGGUUUUUAGACAGGGCCGGGUCGCAGCGUGUUGGGGCGGGUGUCUGGGGCAGUGUGCUGCGGGAGGCCAGCCUGGCCCCAGGGCGUGCGGGGCUUAGUGGCAGAACCAGACGGACCGAUCCUGCCCUGGGGGGUUCACGGCUCUGAGCAAACCAGGGUGGGAACAUCUCAACUCCAGUCUGCCACCCCCGUGGCAGCUCGGAGGUGCCCACUGCACCCCUCUGCUCUCUCCUCUGUUGCCCGCUGACGUUUGUUUUCACGUGUUGUGUUUCCAGGCUCACUGGGAGCUGGUUAAAGUUUAGCUUGCUGCUCUCUGCCAUCUGAGCAGGCUGCCAGCUAGUCACACCCCUCGGAAAAGACCCCACGAUGGCUGUUCACCCUUCGUGUACCCCAGUACAGGCUGCCCUGCUAUUUGGGUGUCAGGAGCUAAAGCCAGUGGCAGGGUAACCCCAGAAAUCUGCCACCCAUCCCCUUCUUGGCAGCUCCGGCAGCGCGAGCAGGCUGCCUGCCUUCCCCCCGGGCUGCUGGAGGGUUUUAUUUUAAGCAGAGCCUCGCGGGGAGACGAGUAACGUGAGCUCCUUGAGUGACAAGUGAUAGAGCUUGACUUGCUUAGCGUGUCCCCCAGGAAUCCCUCUCCUCUGCCAUUUGCUAAUUGAAAACUGCUAACAUUUGGGUCUGAAGCAACUGCCGCCUUUAAUGGGGAGCGGGGCUGGGGCGUGCGUUGGUGGGACUAACACAUGCUCGCAGCCUGUCAUCUGCUCGUCUCCAUCUCUAGGGAAAGGGGCAAAUAUUCCCAUAUGCUGCUCUGGUUUCUGAAAGAGUGAAGUGGGGGCUGGAGCCAGACGGGUUUUUCUUUUAUUCUCCCUCCUCCAAGCCCUUGCUAGAAGGUUAGAAACCCCCAGGCUGGGGGGCUGCUGUUGGCUGCAGCCUGGGGCAUCAGCUCUGAGCAGGAUGAAGCCACAGGAGCGUGUGUUCCCCCUAUUCCUGUGGGGGGGGGUCAGGGCAGACCCUCCAUGUCCUGCUCCGUGUUGCACCCUGCCAUGGGUGCUGGCUGGAACAUGGGUCGCUCUCUGUGGCAGGACUGGCUGUGUGAACUGAGCCAGCGCUGCCAAGGAGGGGACACAGGGUCAGCAAGGACAGCACUGAGUGUCCCCAGCCCCAGAGCCAAAGCCCAGCCCUGGAUUAGGGGAGGCUGUGGCUGGGCGACCGGGGGGAUCUGCAGGUUGUGCACAAGCCCCCUGGGGGACUGUGGCCGGUGUGGUGCUCCCCAAACCCUUGGGGUGACUGUGCUCAGUGUGGUGGGUCCCAAACCCCCCCGGGGUGAUUCUGCUCAAUGUGGUGGGUCCCAGACCCGCCGGGGUGACUGUGCCCGGUGUGAUGCUCCCCUACUCCCUGGGGUGACUGUGAUGGAUACAGUGGGUCCCCAAACCCCUGGGGUGACUGUGCCCGGUGCGGUGGGUCCCAACCCCCCUGGGGUGGCUGUGCCCGGUGCGGUGGGUCCGCCCCCAGCCCGGAUAGCUCAUUCCCGACCCGCUGCUCCCCGCACCCCCGGGAUGUCGUGGCCGCCCCAGCCCCCCCGGUGCGGUCGCGGCGGGGCGGGAGGCGGAGCGGGAGGCGGUGUCGGUGCCCGGCCCCGGUUGCGGGGCGGUGUCAGGCCGGUUCCACCGCCCCGUCCGGCCCCCGGGCGGAGCCGGGCGCGGAGCGCGGAGCCGAGCGGGGCGCGGAGGAGGCGAGCGGGGCGCGGGGCGGCGGGAUGCCGGGCUACGACUACAAGCUGCUGGAGCGGCCGCGGCGGCGGGUGCUGUGCCCGCUCUGCGGGAAGCCCAUGCGGGAGCCCGUCCGCGUCUCCACCUGCGGCCACCGCUUCUGCGACACCUGCCUGCAGGAGUUCCUCAGCGAAGGUGUCUUCAAGUGCCCGGAGGACCAGCUACCUCUGGACUAUGCCAAGAUCUACCCUGACCCAGAGCUGGAGGCGCAGGUGCUGAGCCUGACCAUCCGCUGCAUCCACAGCGAGGAGGGCUGCCGCUGGACCGGGCUCAUCAAGCACCUCCAGGCCCAUCUUGGCACCUGCGGCUUCAACGUCAUCCCCUGCCCCAACCGCUGCAGCGCCAAGCUGAGCCGCCGGGACCUGCCCGAGCACGUCCAGCACGGCUGCCCCAAGCGCCGGGUCAAGUGCGAGUUCUGCGCCAGCGACUUCACCGGGGAGGCCUUCGAGGGCCACCAGGGCACGUGUCCCCAGGAGAGCGUGUACUGCGAGAACAAGUGUGGGGCCCGCAUGAUGCGGCGCCUGCUGUCCCAGCACGCGCUGUCCGAGUGCCCCAAGCGCACCCAGCCCUGCACCUACUGCGCCAAGGAGUUCGUCUUCGACACCAUCCAGAACCACCAGUACCAGUGUCCCCGGUACCCCGUGCCCUGCCCCAACCAGUGCGGGACGCCCAGCAUUGCCCGGGAGGACGUGCCCACGCACCUCAAAGAGAGCUGCAGCACUGCCAUGCUGCUCUGCCCCUUCAAGGACGCUGGCUGCAAGCACCGGUGCCCCAAGCUGGCCAUGGGCCGACACCUGGAGGAGAGCACCAAGGCGCACCUGGGCAUGGUGUGCGCCCUGGUGAGCCGGCAGCGGCAGGAGAUCCUGGAGCUGCGGCGGGACAUGGAGGAGCUGUCGGUGAGCAGCGAUGGGACCCUCAUCUGGAAGAUCUCUGACUACACCCGCAAGCUGCAGGAGGCCAAAGCCCGCAGCAACUACGAGUUCUUCAGCCCCCCUUUCUACACCCACAAGUACGGCUACAAGCUCCAGGUCUCGGCGUUCCUCAACGGCAACGGGAGCGGGGAGAGCAGCCACCUCUCCGUCUACAUCCGCGUGCUGCCGGGCGAGUACGACAACCUGCUGGAGUGGCCCUUCUCCUACCGCGUCACCUUCUCCUUGCUGGACCAGAGCGACCCUUCACUCUCCAAGCCCCAGCACAUCACCGAGACCUUCCACCCCGAUCCCAACUGGAAAAACUUCCAGAAGCCAGGGGCUUCGCGCAGCUCCCUGGAUGAAAGCACCCUGGGCUUCGGCUACCCCAAGUUCAUCUCCCAUGAGGACAUCAAGAAGCGCAACUACGUGCGGGACAACGCCAUCUUCAUCAAAGCCUCGGUGGAGAUCCCUCAGAAGAUCCUGGCCUGAGCCCCGGUGCCCCGGGGGGCACAGAACAUGAGCCAGGGGUGUCCCUGGUGGUGCUGAGCCCCUGCCUGCAGCUGGCGUCCCUGGCUUGGGGACGCUGCCGUGGCCGCAGCUGGUGGCUCUCAGGUAGGCAGGGGAUGGGGCUGUCCCCCCCACAUCCCUCCUGGGGCUGGGACCCCACUGGGCAACCCCGUCUCGGGUGCCUGGGGGUGCUGGGGGGCUGGGCCCCCCCAAAAACCCCUCACUGGGGCACCCAGCAGCCCCCCAAGCCUCGCUGGGGACCCCACAGGACCCCACUGCCCAGAGCCAUAUUUUGUAAACUGGUGCCCCCCGGGAGCACUGUUGUUAUUUAUUACCCGGGCCGGGGCUGCUGCCCCCUCCCCACCUCUUUUUUUUUCCAAUAAACUUUUAUUGUAUUUAUUA
Messenger RNA from Columba livia (rock pigeon), 5481 nucleotides. RefSeq names its product TNF receptor associated factor 4 (gene TRAF4). Gene Ontology annotation, molecular function: zinc ion binding; protein binding. The coding region runs from base 3649 to 5061 and encodes 470 amino acids. The record is from RefSeq and is a predicted model, not a curated record. NCBI's taxonomy places the organism in Eukaryota, Metazoa, Chordata, Aves, Columbiformes, Columbidae. Gene Ontology annotation, biological process: regulation of apoptotic process; positive regulation of JNK cascade; signal transduction. The transcript has 7 exons.